Messenger RNA from Acaulospora morrowiae, 420 nucleotides. The record is from the annotation of a GenBank genome assembly. NCBI's taxonomy places the organism in Eukaryota, Fungi, Glomeromycota, Glomeromycetes, Diversisporales, Acaulosporaceae.
AUGCUUAUUAAAAAAGCUCACGGUUGUCAUCCUGCUGGUCACAGUUGUGAUAAUAAAUGUGGUGCUCAGGUUACAUAUGCCAAUUUGAUACCAAAUUCUAUACUUAACAUUACGGUUCAAUCUCCUGAUGAUGGUGACGGCUUGGGAGUUAGUGCAAUUGGUCACUUUAGCAUUAAAAUUGAUAAUGACGAUUCAUUAGAAUUAUGGAAAGAGCCUACAUGGGUUAAUGGUUGUCAGUGUAAAAACUGCACGAAUAUACCUGUGCAAUACAGUUUUCUUCAGCCGUUUUAUAUGAAAAUGCCACCAAAAGGAACCGAGUUUGAGAUUUGGAUUGCAAUAUAUUGGAGUUGCAAGUUAGACGACUCAAGUUUUAAACCUUGUCAUAGUGAAAAUGUAUACCAUCGAGAUUAUGUCAGGUAG